Molecule: messenger RNA, 423 nt
Organism: Racocetra persica
Lineage: Eukaryota; Fungi; Glomeromycota; Glomeromycetes; Diversisporales; Gigasporaceae
Source: the annotation of a GenBank genome assembly
AAAUUGUCUGCUUGCAACGCUUUGCAAGAGAUUGAAGAGGCAUCACAAAACGAAGGCUACUCUAUUGCUGAUAUCGGUGUUCCAGGCUUGCGUCAUUUUAUUUAUAAAUCGAGGAUGCACGUACAGUAUACUUCACCGACCUUUGUUACACCUUAUAAUGACCCUCGAGAAAAACAAAAGUUAUUUAAAUUAUAUCGUUACACUCAUGACCGAAUGCAUUCACGUUUGAGACCUCUUAAAGUUCAUUAUUACGUUAGUCCCACUGAAACAAUAUUAGGAUGGAUAACUUGUAGCUUUGAGCUUUACGCUGCGUUUGGUCCACUGAUGUCGAAGUCUGCACUAACAUCCUCAUCUCAUACGUUGCUAAGAUGGAUAAAAAAGGAAGAAGACAGCUUAUUCAUUGUUUCUUCACCAGUGUUUUAG